This is a messenger RNA of Arabidopsis arenosa, 1681 nucleotides long. NCBI's taxonomy places the organism in Eukaryota, Viridiplantae, Streptophyta, Magnoliopsida, Brassicales, Brassicaceae. The record is from the annotation of a GenBank genome assembly.
AUUCUCAUAUUUUAGAUAUUUUGAAGCAAGCUAAAAGGAAUUGAAUAGGUACGUGAAGAUGUACAGGUGUGAAAAUCUAUAGGUAAGGCAAUACACCAUGUCUCAAGAUUCAAAUGCGUUUGAGAUAAUCCAACCGGAGGGGCCUAAGUGGGAUGAUGGAUGUGACCAUGAUGAUGUGACAAAGAUAUAUUUGAUAGGUGGUAAAGACGGCAUACAGUUCAUCAAGAUUGACUAUAUUAAGUCUGGAGAACCGAAAAAUGGAUCAUUCCAUGGAUAUACGGGUGGAGGUUUCAAGCAGAUGUUUGAGAUUGACAAUCUAAAAAAUGAAUAUCUUGAAUCCGUUGAGGGUUACUACUCCAGCAUGAGUGGCGGGUUCAUUACAGCAAUUCAAUUCAAAACCAACUUGAGGGUUUCUGAGCUCAUGGGAUAUAAUAAUGGACCUGGUGGCAGAAAACUUAAACUGGCAAACCAUGGAAAGAAAAUCAUUGGGUUUCAGGGAUUUAGUAAGUAUAACCUUGACGAUCUUGACGCACAUUUUACUCCGAUCACUCCUACAAGAAUGGAAGCGCAAGGGGGCAAGGGAGGGGUAGAGUGGGAUGAUGGAGCUGACCAUGAUAGUGUAACAAAGAUUCAAGUACGUAUUAAUAAGGAAGGCAUACAAUACAUCAAAUUCAAUUAUGUCGACAAGGAUGGACAUCCGGAGAAGGAGCAAGUCCAUGGUUCAGAUACGGGUAGAGGGAACACGCUACAACCGUUUGAGAUUAACCAUAUCGACAAGGAAUAUCUGCUAUCUAUCGAUGGUUACUACAAUGAAGAUUCAGGUGUAAUUCAGACACUUCAAUUCAAAACCAACAUAAAGACUUCAGAAGUAAUGGGAAACGAUGAAGAGGGUACUAAGUUCACACUUGGAUGCAACGGCCAUGAGAUCAUUGGGUUUCAUGGAUAUGCUCAAGAUAACCUAAACUCUCUUGGGGUUUAUAUCACAACCCUUCCUCUAACUAAAUUAGAAUACAAAGGUAAAGGAGGUGAGAUUUGGGAUGAUGGUACUUUCCAAGGUGUAAAAAAGGUGUCCCUUUAUUCUUGUGAUGAUAGUAUAAGGUGUAUCGAGUUCGAAUACAUUAACGACGGCAAAAUGGAAACCCGUGUGCACGGGACGAAGAUUGAAAUGGAUUUUACCAAAGACGAGUUUAAAGUAGACUAUCCAAAUGAGUUUCUCACGUCUGUGGAGGGGACUUAUAAUAUAGACGACUCUCACGACACUAAGAUAACGUCGUUGACUUUCAAAACAUCAAAUAAAAAGAGAACCUCUCUACGACUGGGAAAGGCAUCUGAUAGCAGUUUCUUGCUCGAGAGCAAAGGUUGUGCUCUUGUUGGGUUCCAUGGAUCAUCUUCGUAUAAUUAUCUUUAUGCUCUCGGAGCAUAUUCUUUUCCGAUGACUCCUCUUGCUGAAGCGGGGAAGCUAUACACACAAGCUGGUGAUAGAGGAGCUUCCCAAGACAAUGGUGGUUUCGGCGGUGUUUGAUCAUCUUCAUGUUUGAGUCCGAACGAAACUUCCUCCACCAAGCUUUAUCAUCAUCCUGUAUCUUUAAUGUAUCUUCAUCCUGUAUUAUACUUACGUAUGUUCUCUUAUGUUGUUUGGAGCAUCGAUCUCAAUAUCAUAUAAUAAGACAAUUGUUUUUUC